CCCAGAUCAACAGCUCAUGCAGAACGAUUGCAGGCGCGCUGGAGCUUGAGAGGCGCAUGGGACGCUGUUCAAUCUCCAGUCUUUCAGAUUAGCACAGGGGUUUAGUCUGUUCACUUCUCCAGCGGAAGGCUGUUUAGAGCAGUAGACUUGUUUGGAGCGCUCCUGCGUAUACCCGCUUUAUAUGUCCUGACCAGGGACCUGUAGACUGUCGUCCCCUGCACGAGUGAAAAGCAGCAACCAGGGAUCGUGCAGGGAAAACUGGAGGCACAGCCGCGGCCUUGACCACCUACAGCCACCAUGUCAACGUUGGCAGCCGCUCGGGCGGACAACUUCUACUUUCCGCCAGAAUGGACGCCAGAGCAGGGCGGCCUCAACAAGUUCCAGGGCCAGCACCCGCUCCGAGAGCGUGCCAAAAAGCUCAAAUCAGAGGGCAUACUGGUUGUCAGGUUCGAGAUGCCCUUCAAGGUCUGGUGCGAGGGGUGUGGGCAUCUGAUUGCAACUGGGGUCCGCUUCAAUGCCGAGAAGAAGCAGAUUGGCAACUACUUUUCAACGAAGAUAUGGUCCUUUGUUAUGAAGAGUCCGUGCUGCCAGACCGAGAUUGAAAUCCAGACGGACCCAAAGAGUACCCAGUACAUAGUAGUUCGUGGCGCCAAGCAGAAGGUGGAAACAUACGAUGCCGCAGAUGCAGGCACUGCAGAACUCAACAUUCAGGAAGACCGUGAGAAGCUGGCGGACCCCUUCUUCAAGCUGGAGCAUGCUGGCGACGACGUGCGGAGGGCCCGAACGGCAGUGCCUCUGCUGACGCAGCUGAAGAACGACAGCGACGCAAAGCACGCGGAUCCGUUCGCUCGAAACAAGGCGCUGCGAAAGCAACUAAGAGAGCAAAAGAAGCGGGUAGCCGAGGAGACGGUAGAAGCGCGGAAAAAGGGGCUUGGUUUGCGAUUACUCCCCGCUGCCAAAGAAGAUGCGGAAGCCGCCGCUCGGGUCCGAUAUGGGGUGUCGAAUAAGUCUGGCUUUGACGAGAAUAGGCGAAAGCGGAGGGCGGCGAUCAGAGCGUCGUCCAUAUUCCAGGCUUCGAGUUCAGGGAAGGAAGGGGUGAGUGGAAAGGCGAGAGUAGAGCUUCCUGAUGAGAAGCGGAGAAAAGCCGAUUUGCUCGCAAAGGAAAAAAGCAUAGAUGCGUUUGGUGUUUCUAGGUUGCUCUCAGGGAAUGUGAAAAGGACGCAUCAAGGAGAUGCGAGCAGACCGUCCAAGAAACAGGCAAGCAUGACAAGCCUGAGAGCCGUCUCAUGAGUGGUCGCUUGUCUGCUGUUAAAUUUGUACAGAUUGUAUAUACGCUGUCAAGCCUUCAAUAGAAGCGUUUCCAGAACUUGGCUGGCCAUCCUUGUGUAGCUGCAGAAUCUUGAUCGGGGGGCGUCCUAGGGUACGCGCAUGCAAGAAUUUGAGAAAUUAUGUUUGCGAUCAUCCGAACAGCAGCUGCGUCACCCAUCAAAUGCAUUAAAUCUGAUUUGCGAGG
This is a messenger RNA of Klebsormidium nitens, 1513 nucleotides long. Lineage: Eukaryota; Viridiplantae; Streptophyta; Klebsormidiophyceae; Klebsormidiales; Klebsormidiaceae. The record is from the annotation of a GenBank genome assembly.